This is a messenger RNA of Xyrauchen texanus (razorback sucker), 2800 nucleotides long. RefSeq names its product transmembrane protein 174-like. Lineage: Eukaryota; Metazoa; Chordata; Actinopteri; Cypriniformes; Catostomidae. The coding region runs from base 1103 to 1954 and encodes 283 amino acids. The record is from RefSeq and is a predicted model, not a curated record. The transcript has 2 exons.
UUUGCUGAACUUGAUCCUGGUUUAAAUUUGCUAGGUCAUGCAGUGCCCUGGGUGAAAGGUUGUUUUGCUAAACAAAUUCGUUAGGACUCCAGAGAGAGCUUUGGAAAAGUAAAAGUGAUGAAGAAUUGUUUUGAUAUUGUGUGAAACAAAGCUUUAUUUCUCCCUCUUGCUCUCUCUCUGCUAAAGUGCACCAUGAAACUGUUAUUGCAACACAAUCUCCUUGUGUUUGAAAAGGCUUUCUAACUUGUGCAAAACUUACUGUCAAAUUUUUGUGGUGCAUAUAUCUGAUAAGUAAUGUAAAACAUCGCCUCUUGGGAGGAAACAGUGGGAAAUUGUAUUUGACAAUGUGGACUGAUAGCAUUUCACAGGGUGUGUGUCUUUUCCUCUGGGCAUAUGCAGUAUAUUCAGUUUUCUUGAAAUCUGAUCAUACUACAGAAGUGUGUAUAAUGAGGCAUAUGCAGUAAAUGCUGCAAAUAUUUAUUAUACAGUAAUAGUGACAAUGUUUUAAACACCAAUACUAUCCCAGUUAAUAAUACAAAAACCUAUAAAACAUUUAAAUUUGCCCAAGCAAUUAAGAAGUAUGCUUUUUUCUUUUCUGAGUUUGUUCUUUGUGAUUUUGGACAUACUUUACACUACAGUUUAAUAUUUAGGCUGGAGUGCAAAGCCAAACAUUAUUGUCCCCUCCUACAGCAGCCCUGUUACUGCCACUCCAAAUAUUUAGUGGCUUCAAGCUAGCAAAUCCAGGAUCAAUUGAUUCUGAUGAAAAAGUCUGUUAUGAAAUUUUUGGUAAUCUUUACUUAAAAUGUUUUGAAUUUUGACCUGCCAGUUUCCUCCUGCAUGUGGCCUGCCAUGCGACAAAACGAUGUUACAUUUCAGUGCUCACACCAAUAUUAUGACUGAGUGUUCAAGACUCGUGCAUAGCAGAAAUGAUCUGUUACCUGUUAACUAAGCUUAUGAACCAAUAUCCCAAAUUAGUUACACAAUGUUCUUAAAGGCAUUCCAGACACAUAUGAGUUGAGUAUCCUAUCUCAACAGUCGAAACAAACACAAGAAUCCUGUGAAUUCUUCAGACACCAUUUGAAGACAGUGUGGUGCUGGCCAGAUGAAACGUUCCGGUGUUCAAGAUUUUUGGAAGAGCAUAACGGAAAGUAGGAAUAAUGGAACAAACAUUGCUGCCGACUCAAGCGAUGCAGUAGCUGGUGGUGUUUGUAAUGCCAUUUCGAACAGCAGCCAAAGCCCCAGCGAUGUCUCUGUUAAUGUUGUCUCUGUGAUGCCCAGCCAAACACCAAGCUGUACAGACAGUCAGGUGUCAGAUGGAGACAAAGCGGGUGCCACACUACUAUUCUCUGGAGUCUUCUUGGCUCUGGUUGGCAUGACAUUCACUGCCAUGGGGUGGACAAAUUACAAUGUCAAUCACAGCUCAGAGUGGACACAGCUAUUGGGGCCUAUCCUACUGUCCGUAGGAGGUACAUUUGUUCUCAUAAGCAUCUGCAAAUUCCGAAUGCUCUCCUGCCAGGCCUGCAAGCAGAAUGAUGGGGAGAGAACAUCCGAAGCAGACCCUCUGCCGCCCCUUUCGGGACCAUCGUUUGUCUUCACUGGACUCAGUCAGCCCAUUACCUUCCACAGGGCCACGGUAGUCCAGUACAUCCCACCACCAUAUGCCUCUGUGGUACAGGACCAAAGUCUGGUCCCUGUUAAUGGUUUGCAUUCCAGUCACCAACCAAUAGCGGUUACAGUGAGCACACCGCCACAGUAUUACAGUGUGUAUCCCAUGGAAAACUCUGCUUUUAUUUCCAGUGAAUAUGACAACGCCACGGCUGAACAAAGGGAAAGCAGGAAUUACAGCAGCUCAGAGGAAGAGGGAAAAGCAACUAGGCCUGCAGCAGACAGCGCCUUCUCUCCACCUGCAUACGAGGAACUUUUUGCCACCUCCUCUUGUGACUCUUGCUCCUGAUGAACCAAACAUUGUUUUUCCUAACAGCUUUCCAAAUAAAGUUAAUAUGUUUACUUCAGGUGUUGGCCACUGCAGUUGUGAAAUGAUGUUCCAUUAUUCUAAGGAUGGGGUGAACAUUACAUGAUGAGAUUUUCUGUAUUUGGAAAAUAUUUGGUAUUUCACUACAGUUUCACUUUUGGGUGAAGGCACUUUUAACUUUAUUUCCUCCCAAAACACUAAAUAGCAGCAAAUACAACCACAGCAAUUUUUUAAAAACCUGUUUGUGACUGCACUGCAAAAUUUUCCUGAUCCAUGAGGUCUUUGUGCGCAAUGUCUAAAGGUACAUUUUGAGGUAAUUUGACCUAACAUUUAAUAAUUGUUGCACAUUUAUGUACAGCAGUUAAGUAAGCUGAACUUAUCACAUUUAUUUUUAGACAAAAUAUAUAUUAAUCAUCUUGAACAAAACUUGAAAAUUAUAAAGUAAAAUGUUUUUCAACAGCUGUACAAUAAUCAAAAGAAUAUUUUGGGGUAAAAGGCCACAUGUUGCUGGGGCUAAAACCCCAUAAAUCAAAAUGAUUUUUCUUAAGUGGGGGAAGAGAUUUGCUAUUAAUAUAAAUUUGUUAGAUUUGUUAUAAAUGUGCAAAGUGGGCCCACAUUGACUGAUUAAAUCACAAUGGAUAUUCAUUUGUUGUUUUGAAAUAGCAAAUGUGAUUGAAAUUGACAGGAAAUGGUGCACCCUUUUCUGAAGUGUUUUUUUUUUUAUUUUUUUAUGAAUAAGCAUUAUUUAAAUGUUUUACUCAAAAAAAUAUCUCGCUGUAUCAGAAGUAUUUGCACAAGUUUACAUAUUUGCAAUAGUAGCCUACAGUA